Molecule: messenger RNA, 785 nt
Organism: Pseudogymnoascus verrucosus
Lineage: Eukaryota; Fungi; Ascomycota; Leotiomycetes; Thelebolales; Thelebolaceae
Exons: 2
Coding region: 1-690 (229 amino acids)
Source: RefSeq, a predicted model, not a curated record
AUGGCACAGCCCGGAAUUCUGUGGGUGAACUCUAAAAUCACCCACCCCGAUGCAAUCACUCCAGAAAACUUCGACAAAUGGUACAAUGACAUCCACGUCCCCGAUAUCCUCGCAACCAGUGGCUUCGACUCUGCAUUUCGAUACAAAAACAUCGAUCCAAAGGCAGAUCGACCAUACCUAGCCAUGUACCCAGUCAGCGACGUUGAUUGGCUUGGGUCUCCGGAAUUCUCGAGCAUACCUAAUACGAGCGAUUGUUUCCCGGGACCAAGUCACAAGUGUUUUGAUUACGCAGAUUUUGAUACAAGAUUUUAUGAGUUUAUUCAUUCAUACGAGAAGCCUGGCGCGCCUGCUUGUCCAACUAAAUUGGUGAUCUCAGCCGGACUCACUCCAGCAGCAGGGACAGAUGCAGAUUUUGAUGCAUGGUAUAGAGAGGAACAUUAUAGUACUUUGGCUGCGUGUUCGGGGUAUAUGAGAACGAGAAGGUACAAAUUGAAAAGGGCUGUGAAGGCAGAGAACCCAACGACGUAUCUGUCGCUGCAUGAGUUUGAGUGUGAUGUGCUACCGCAGGCAGACUUAGAUAAAACUGCAGAGACACCUUGGUCUAAGAAAAUUAUGGGAUCGCUACUCGGUGCUGAGAUUGGUGUUUAUGCGUUAAGUGGAGCAUGGGGCGAAGUUGGGGGAAAGAUUUGAAGGGAAUGGCAAACGUGGUUAUUAAAUUGUCCUACAAUAAUGUGCCUGACAUCUAUUGUGUGUAAAAUCCCAACUGUUAUCUCUUGUAGAAGUGG